ACUUCAUCCUUCCGCCCGGGUUUCCUCCCCGCCGCCGCCGCCGCCGCCGCAGACCGGCUCCCGGCUCGGCGCGGCGCGGCUCGGCCCGCUCGGCCCCGCCAUGUCGCAGGUGCUGCCCUACGGCGAGGACAAGGUGGGCCGCUACGGCGCCGAGCCCGAGGCGGGGGAGCUGCCUUUCAGCUGCCGCCUGCAGGACACCAACGCCUUCUUCGGGGGCAACCAGGGCAAGCGGCCCCCCAAGCUGGGACAGAUCGGCCGCGCCAAGAGAGUGGUGAUCGAGGAUGACCGGAUAGACGAGGUGCUCAAGGGCAUGACGGAGAAGUCGCCGCCGGGGGUGUAAACCGGGACCCGCCGCCAGGACCCGCCGGCCGUGCCCGCUCCCAGCCCGCCCGGCCCCGCAUGCUGGCUGGGCUGCCGAGCCGACGAGGAGGGGGAGGCCAUGCCCGUGCCCCCCCUCCCCGGCCCGGAGGGGGUUUCUGCGGCCACCACCACCACCCCCCACCCCCACCCCCACCCCCCCCGAGCCAUGCACUUUACCCCUCCGCCUCCCCUGGGGCUGGGACAACCCGCCCAGCCCCCCCACCCUGGGCAAAGACCCCCCCUCCUCCCCGGGGGGGGUAGUGACCUCCCCCCCCCAUCCUCCUUGGCGGGGGGUCCCCAAAUCCCGGGGCAGACCCGGCCCCACGAGCAGGGGGGGAGCGCUGCUGUCCAGAGACAUUUUUUGCUCCAUCGUUUUUUGCAUGAGCUUGGUGGCCCGGGAGCCCGGUCCUGGGGCCGAGGGUCAGCCCCACCACUCCGGCACGCUUCUUUUUAAACAGAAACUCCUCAUAUUUGUAUUUUUAUAUCCGAAUCUUUGUUAAAAACGAUCUGCUGACGUUGAGAUGUCGAAAUAACCGCAUCGGGAAAACAAACAAACAAACAAGAAAAAAAAAAAGGUUCAUAUUUUUUUCCAUAAGAAAAAAAAAGACAAAAAAAGAAAAAACCGAGGGGGAAAAAUAAAGGGGGGGGGGGGCGAGAGUGAUGGAGGGAGUGCAAGGAAAGCCAAAGGUGGGGGGAGGGGAGCGGGGACCCCCAGCCUGACCCCCCCCUCCGCUGGCAGCAGGACCGGCCGGAGGGUUUGGCAGCACCAUCGGCAACCACAGUGUGUCCCCCCCAGCAGCACUGGGGCAGAGCCCACCGGGGCUGCGGGUGCCAGGGGGUCCCGGUGCUGCCCCUUGCUCGAGGGUGUGGGGCCGGGGCGGGGGGGGGGGGGGGGGGGAAGUGGGGAGGGCAGGGACCGGCCUGAGUCGUUGUUUUUAAUUUUGUACUUUAAUUUAAUUUUAUUUUUUAAGAAGCUUCUCGGGGGGGUCUGAUGUGCAUGAGAAACUCGUCAUCUUUUUCAAUAACCUACGAGUGGCAUUUAUGGAGACAACGACGCAAAAAAACACAACAAAAAAAACCCCAAACAAAAAACAAAACAAAGGAAAAAAAAACAAAAAAAAAAAGGAAAAAAAAAAAGAUACUUGUGUCAUGAUGUUCUACGAAUGAUCCAUUGUAAAUUUAAAUGCCAUUUUUCACUGUACUGGUGAACAAAAUGCAAUGAAUAAAAUACAUUCAUGUACCGAG
Molecule: messenger RNA, 1605 nt
Organism: Falco peregrinus (peregrine falcon)
Lineage: Eukaryota; Metazoa; Chordata; Aves; Falconiformes; Falconidae
Gene: CAMK2N2
Product: calcium/calmodulin dependent protein kinase II inhibitor 2
Exons: 2
Coding region: 101-340 (79 amino acids)
Biological process (GO): negative regulation of protein kinase activity
Molecular function (GO): calcium-dependent protein kinase inhibitor activity; protein kinase binding
Source: RefSeq, a predicted model, not a curated record